AUGUCCGCUCCCGCUUCCGCCGCACCGCGUCGCUGGUUCGUUGCCGGCGACUUCAACGGCUUCUUCGGCCUGGUCGUCGACAACCUCUCCAUCCUCGGCUUCAUUGCCAUGGCCCUGGUCGGCAUCUUCCAGUUCCCCGCCGACGUAGUGUUCGGCCGCAUGUUCCCCGGUACCGCCUUCGGCGUGCUGGUCGGCAACCUGCUGUACACGCUGAUGGCGCGACGGCUGGCCGCGCGCACCGGCCGCGACGAUGUCACCGCCAUGCCGCUGGGCCUGGACGCGCCGACCAGCAUCGGCAUGGCCCUGCUGGUGCUCGGCCCGGCCUUCAUCGCCUUCAAGCAGCAGGGCCUGGACCCGCAUGCCGCCGGCAUCGCCACCUGGCAGCUGGGCAUGGCCGCGCUGGUCAUCAUGGGCCUGCUGAAGUUCGUGCUGUCGUUCUUCGGCGAAGCGGUCACCCGCGCGCUGCCACGUGCCGCGCUGCUGGGGUCCAUCGCCGGCAUCGCGCUGGGCAAGCUGCCGGUGCGUGGCCCGGGCGUGCUGCUGGCCUUCGUGUUCGGCACCGUGCUGUAUUACGGCCUGGGCCUGGCAGGGCUGGGCGCGCCGGGCUUCCAUGUGCCGGCGUGGGUGCCGCCGCAGGUGGUGCUGCCCGCUGCCGACGCUGGGUUUCCUUGA
This is a messenger RNA of Cylicocyclus nassatus, 672 nucleotides long. The record is from the annotation of a GenBank genome assembly. NCBI's taxonomy places the organism in Eukaryota, Metazoa, Nematoda, Chromadorea, Rhabditida, Strongylidae.